Molecule: messenger RNA, 2066 nt
Organism: Pieris rapae (cabbage white)
Lineage: Eukaryota; Metazoa; Arthropoda; Insecta; Lepidoptera; Pieridae
Product: sodium/potassium-transporting ATPase subunit beta-2-like
Exons: 7
Coding region: 147-980 (277 amino acids)
Biological process (GO): intracellular potassium ion homeostasis; potassium ion import across plasma membrane; sodium ion export across plasma membrane
Cellular component (GO): sodium:potassium-exchanging ATPase complex
Molecular function (GO): ATPase activator activity
Source: RefSeq, a predicted model, not a curated record
UCAUAUAAAUUUUUAAAGAAGAAAUAUAAAUAUAUUUAAGCCGUCAAUGUACACCGUACACUCCCGGUGACCUAGUGUAUUCAGUAUUCACCCACCCUGCUCCAGAGAGCAGUUUAUCCCUGACAGUUACUCAGUACACUCGCAAGAUGGGGAUGGAAAAGCGUACAAUCAAAAUAAUAGUGGCAGUGGUAUUCGUUGUUCUUGUCCUUGGUAUUAUCCUGGGAGUGCUGCUUGCUAUUUUCCUACCGUAUCGAUAUGUGGAACUAGAAGUAUGGCCACGGUCGGAGGAGUACAAUCAUUACGAGCCUCUGAUACACUUUCGGGCGGGUGACCCAGGCAGUUGGCAUGUCUGGUUCAAACGGAUUAACGACUUCCUACGUGACUACGAGACAACAGUUCCCGAGGAACCACCUAGAGCACCGUGCUCCAUACAUCGUCACGACCAGCGAUUGCCGGUACCAAGUUGUGAGCGAGCACUAAAUAUGUGGGCGCCUUGCAAUGCUGACAACUUCUAUGGAUACGCAGCUGGAAAACCUUGUGUCUUCUUAAGACUUAAUCACAUUCAUUACUGGGUGCCGGAACCAUACAAUGUUUCCAAGCCAAUGGAGAUUCCUCCAGAAAUGCCAAACAACAUUAAACAAUUCAUGCAACAACGCCCAGCACACCAUUACGGCGAUUACGUAUGGGUCUCUUGCAAUGGCGAGUUCCAAUCUGAUGAAGAGAAUGUAGGUCCUAUCCAGUACAUUCCUGCAAAUCUGCCACCAGGUUUUCCAACAAACAGGCUGACUACUGCCGAUAGGAUCCCAUAUUCAGCCCGGAACCUCCCCGAUCAGAUACAUGGACCUCUUGUGGCUGUUUUCUUUGAGAAUCCCAGACGUGGAGUUGUAAUCAACGUAGAAUGUCGAAUUUGGACACGCGACAUCAUCUACCGCAGCUCCAGUCGAGUGGGCCACGCCCGUUUUGAACUGUACAUUCAAUAAUCAAGUGUAAUCCAAUGUAUAUCAAGGAAUUGUUGCUAACAAUUAUUUUAUCGUGAAGAGAAAUGCUUUAUAUAAUUAAUAUAUCAGUUUUUUUUUCAGAAUAAUUAUUUAAAUGUACCAAGUUAUGAAAUCUCUGUACAAAGACCCGGUAAUUUUUAUUAAGUAUAUUUUUUACUAAUGGAAACAAAAUUGUAUUGUACUAAUGUUACUUCUGUUAUUUAUAACGAGUAAAAGCAAAAAAAAUAUUCUUAAACUUAUGGUCUCCCUUAACUUUGACAGAAAAGGCCUUUAAGUUUGAGUACAUAUAUGAAAGAUUCGUACAACUUAUUCAUUGAAUACUUUGACAAACUACUGCAACUAAAUGAAACAUGACGUUACGCUUUUUACAAUUAAAAAAAAUGUUGUGUUAGAUUAAUAUGCCGCCUAAACUAAACUGUAACUUAUUCCAGUGUGUUAGAACUUAGAAAUAUUCAUGAUCUACAAAUGCAUGCACAAAAACGAGUUGACGACUUGACGGUUGACGUUUAGUUGUCCAUAGACGUCGUCAUGUUUAUAUUGUGGUUUAUAAAAACAAUGCUUCAUGCUGCUUUGGAGUUUGGUAAAGUACCUUAUGGUAACUAGGUAAUCAGCUAUGAAUUGUGUUAUGUUCACGUGUGUUUAAAUUUGUAUGUAUGUUUUGUAAUAAGUCCUGAAUAUAGUAAAAAAAUUGUUUUCUUUAUAACUAGAAACCAAAUUUAUAUCUACCAAAUUAUAAAGUACUUUUGACAUAUAUUUUAUGUAUAUAAAAUUGCUGGCUUUUACUAAGUUUUACUUUUAUCUAUCAAGAGAUAUAUACCUACAAAACUGCUUGGUAUAAGUAUCAAGUACCAAGUAGUUGUUUUUUUUAUGAAUAACCUUAUUUUAUAUUUUUAACCUUAAUUUAUAUAUUAAAUAAGGAUAAGGUUUUUAAUAAUAUUCGUUGUGAAAUUUCGAUAUGUACAAUUCAAUUUAAUUAAAUUAAUUAAUAAAAUAUUUUAUGUCUCCUAGUAUAUAAGUGAAUUAUUUUAGUGAUUAUACGAAAUUGUAAAUCUCAUUUGUGCAAUUACA